Talaromyces stipitatus ATCC 10500 is the source of this 834-nucleotide messenger RNA. RefSeq lists its product as uncharacterized. The coding region runs from base 1 to 834 and encodes 277 amino acids. The record is from RefSeq and is a predicted model, not a curated record. The transcript has 3 exons. NCBI's taxonomy places the organism in Eukaryota, Fungi, Ascomycota, Eurotiomycetes, Eurotiales, Trichocomaceae.
AUGACACUGAUCCUUCCACCAGCUGGCUCUCAGUUCUCGAUGACUACUCAAAUAAUGAAAUCACGCCGCACUGCACCGGAAACAAUUCUUCCAAUCGACCCGGCAAUUCUCGAUGACGAGACUCCAUGCGCAUUGGCAUACGACUGGCAAGAUAGUGGUGUUAGCGGUUCUGUAUUCCCCGAUGAGCUAUCACAAGAAUCGGACUCUACACGGGACCGCUUUGCAAGGGCUGCUCCCUCGUACGAUCCUCCUGAUCAACAGACUCAUCUUUCAGAUGCUCAUAUAACCGAAGUAGAAACGGGCACCGGCGCGGUGCAACCCAUUUGUGGUGACAGUAGCCAAGAGCUAUCAUUUAAUAAGAGACAGACCGCGCCGGAGUACGAUUCAGGACAGCUAUCCAACAGAGUUUGCACUCGCACCACGCCAAGCGAGAAUGUGAACCCGCCCGUCCUUCCUGCGCUUUAUUCUCAUUUCUUGACAGCGCCUGUGGACGACCGUAUGGAAUUUCUUUCUUGGCUGUUCGAGGGUGCGCUUUUACAGUGCAUGUCCGGAUUUCCAACCACUCUGGAGCCCUCAUUGAACAAAGCCCGGACCAAAGGGACUGGGCGCCGUCAAGCACGAAAACUUGUUCCGACGGCUUCCAAAAGUGCCCCGUCCUUGGUGAAAAGUCGGAAAGGUAUGCCAUGGGAGUCGAUUUCCUUCGGAGUCGAAGGAAAUCGACUUUUUGGUUCAGCUGAGGAGAGUAGAAAAGUUGCCAUGGCCGGAUGUGGUGAAGCCGUUUACGGAACAGUUUCCUGGGAGGACGGCAGGGUCGAUUCAGGUGUAUUGGUCUAA